Molecule: messenger RNA, 419 nt
Organism: Effrenium voratum
Lineage: Eukaryota; Dinophyceae; Suessiales; Symbiodiniaceae
Source: the annotation of a GenBank genome assembly
AUGGACGAAGGGCCUUACGUGUCCUACCGGCCCUACUCGGCGGAGACCGCGGGCGGCCGCUCGGCGAAGAAGCCCAAGGCCUUCAAGCCGCAGCGGCCCACGCAGAACCGCGCGGUGGAGAAGGCCCAGGCGAGCCUCGCCUCUGUGGGCCCCGAGGAGUCCGCGGGCAAUGUGCUGCACGCGGCGGCGCGGCGCCAGAGCGCGGAAUUCGCCACCGGCCGGGCACGGGAGGCCGUCCAGGUUCCGGAGCGCUUCUCGGGUAUGUCGCUGAAGAGCUUCGGCGUGUCCGCGGCCAUGGGCGGGCCUGCGCCGCGGCGGGCCAAGGAGCACAAGGAGGGCAGGUCGAUGGACCUGGCGGAUCUCGCCUUCUCCGGCGACAUCCGGGUGGUGGACGGCCAGGUGAAGCAGCACUACACCCC